Colletotrichum gloeosporioides is the source of this 2145-nucleotide messenger RNA. RefSeq lists its product as uncharacterized. The transcript is spliced from 3 exons. The record is from RefSeq and is a predicted model, not a curated record. Bases 1 to 2145 code for a protein of 714 amino acids. Lineage: Eukaryota; Fungi; Ascomycota; Sordariomycetes; Glomerellales; Glomerellaceae.
AUGAACGCUUACAACUCUCGACGAUACAACAACGCGAACGGGCGUUCCGGUCAGAUCGGGAACAAUGUCCAAGUGCAGGAAGAACACGAGACACUCCGGAAGAAAUGGGACAUGUACGAGGGCCGGCUCCAGAGGCACUGGGACGCGCUCGACAAAGACCAGCGACGCCAGUGCAUCCUCAAACUCAACGACGGCGAGAAUAUCCCACGGCACCCCGAGGACUCGGCUCACGGCGGUGUGCUGUCUAGCCUCGUGCCCGAGUGGAACCUUCGUGAUCUGACCGAUCCCGACGAGGACCGCCUCCUCGACAUCAUGGCCAACCGUGCUGUCCCGGACCUAAUUGACCAGUACAGGGUCAACGACAAAGAUUUCAUCGAGAGGAGAAUGGAGACUCACGAGCUCCGCGUCAAUGCGACUUUCAGGGACGCCUACAUUAUGUUCAUUGACAGCGACCAGUACGGACAAGCGGUGCAAAUCCCACGCUCCAAGAUGAAUGAGAUCGCGUGGGCCUUCAGAAUGGGAAAUAUGCUCCCCAAAGGAAUCGGGGAGAUGAUCUUGUGCCGCCAAUUGUUCCUUCUGCAGAGGCUCAACGACAUCGCGAAUUUCAUUCUCCAAGAAGCUGGAGUUAGUAAGAUUCCGCGCAAGCGUCGGGAGGUCGACCAGCUUGAUCUCGCCUGGUUGACCCGAACUCUUCUCAGCAACAGAAACUCUCCACAGCUGGCUAGUUGGUCACGGGGUGCUCCUCAGGCCCAGCCUGCGGCCAAGAAAGUAAAAGAAGACCCUCUCCCGGAUCCCAAGGACUUGAUUCGCGACCGCAAGAUCGCUUACGAGGCAUACCUGGAUUCGCUCGCGUCUCAGCCGGCGAUGUUUGCUCGGGAAGUUGCCGCCUGGUUCCCCAUCCGCCCGGAGCUUAUCGCUGAUGAGAAGGGAAGGUCCCUUCCUCUCAAAGCCGACAUGCACGCCAGCAGCGCCGUCUUGGAUGCUGCUCACAGUGCCAUCAAAGGUACCGUGAUCUCGUCUUAUGCGGAUCAACUACUGAGCCGACCUGAUGACGCAGGCUCGGACAAGCUCCGGAAAUCCAUCAUUUUGCAAGAGCUAUCGAACAUUGCGCAUCUUGACUACGUCCGACUGCAGUCUCUACUGAAGAGGCAGUUGACCAGGGACUCUAAGCUGUUCAAGCGUGUGUCGAACGGGGUCGAUGCCGUGGGAAACCCCAACAUCAAACUGAAGGGCAAGCCACAGGAUCUGUACCUCAAGACCGACUUUGACAAGUAUGGAGCAACGCUCCAACGAGAUGCGUUUGAGACGAUGGGAUUGCUGUCGUUGAGCGCGGCCGUGAAUCUGUCACUGGCACAGAAGGGGCCGGUUCCUUCGCGAAAGAAAGCUCAGUCCUUCGUCACCCGGGCUCAAGAGCUCGAGGCGGAGCUCAACCGGCUUAAGAAAGAUCUUGGCCCCGUGCUUACCAAGAAGGCUCUUGACGAUGGUCUUAUCGACGGCGCAUUGGAGCGACUGGACGAGAUCGUUGCCGAGAAAGCGGGCGCGAGACUGGCUUUCUUGUACGAGGACCUGAUCCAGGACAGCUUCGCGUAUCUCUACAAGCAGUAUGAUCACGCCAAGGCCAAUGGCGAGACCGACUGGACGGCACUCGCAGUGGAGCCCCAACAGCCUUCUGAGGAACUGGUCGAGAGUCGCAAGCAGAGGGACAAGUCCCGAUCAUCUAGCCGGUCUCAACUUGAUAUGAUCUCUAGUGCGAGGGAGCCGGUGCCUGCGUCACCAACCAUCGAAGUCGAAUACGAGGAUAUGGUUGAGACGUUCAGAAACUUGAUCAGAAAGUCCGAGCCGCGUGAAGCGGUCGGCUGGCCUGCGUUUAAUCUGGCGAUAAAGGAGUUGGCAUUCAACUUGAUCCGUACAGCAGAUGGAUUGAACCAUGCAUUUGAAUCGUCUAGGUUCGGGUGCAAGCUUCUUGUGGUUUCUCCGCCUUACAAGGGCAAAUUUGAAGGAGACUCGGCUCUUGUGCUCGGUCAGCGGCUGAACAAAGCCUACGGAUGGACUGAAGAUACGUUUUACGAAGAGGACCCUGGGAAAUAUCUGGACGAAACAUACUCUAGACCCGACUCUGAAUCCGACUGGGAAAGUGAAGAUUGA